Molecule: messenger RNA, 1581 nt
Organism: Annulohypoxylon maeteangense
Lineage: Eukaryota; Fungi; Ascomycota; Sordariomycetes; Xylariales; Hypoxylaceae
Product: TPT-domain-containing protein
Exons: 6
Coding region: 306-1496 (396 amino acids)
Cellular component (GO): endosome; trans-Golgi network; Golgi apparatus
Molecular function (GO): antiporter activity
Source: RefSeq, a predicted model, not a curated record
CUCAGCCUAACUUCGCGUCGUCGUUACUUCCUAUAGUUUAUUCAAACUUCAUCUAAAUAUCUGCAAUAUGGGAUCUAGAAACUCCGUGGCACAAGAUCUAACCUUUUCAUAUUCUAGCAUCGUUCAUCUAUUUCUUGGCUAUGCCUUUUUGCUUAUAGCACCUCUGAGUAUCCCUACUCUACACGGGCAACAUUCUUUAUGACGACUUCCCAUCAUACAAAUUUAUAAGAAUUUAAGGUCCAUAAUCAUUCACUUCUAGGUUGAAGGUUGAAGGGCAGCGUCUCGAGACUCUAUAUCCUAGGUAGAUGCAGGUCUACAACAAUUCUGUUGUAAAAAUGGACGUACCUCGCUAUUACUACGCAGUAUUUUGGAUAUUAUUUUCAAAUGUCACCAUUCUAUUCAAUAAGUGGCUAAUCGACGAUGCCGGCUUCCAAUAUCCCAUAAUAUUAACAUGUUGGCACAUGUUCAUCGCUACUCUUUUUACUCAGUUUCUCGCCCGGAAGACAACUCUACUCAACAGCCGCCAUGGGAUUAUGAUGACAGCCCCACUAUUCAUGAAAACAAUCGUUCCCAUCGGUCUCCUAUAUAGUGGAAGCAUGAUCUUUAACAAUUUGGUCUAUGUCCACUUAAGUGUACCGUUCAUACAGAUGUUGAAGGCUACGGGACCAGUAGUUACUCUCAUGGUUGGUUGGCUAUGGGGUGUUGAACACCCGACCUGGUCAAAAUGCGGUCAUAUCCUGCUCAUCGUCUUCGGUGUCGUUAUGGCUAGCGCCGGCGAAAUCCAAUUCUCUUGGCUCGGGAUACUCUGCCAGGUUACCGGUAUUCUGUUUGAAUCAGUCCGUGUCAUCAUGAUACAGUCUCUCAUGUCAAGUAAGGGCCUGGACAUGGAUCCUUUUGUCCUUCUUUACUACUACGCUCCGGUCUGUGCCGUUACCAACUUUACCCUAUCGCUUACUUCCGAAUGGAGGACAUUUGGAUGGAUACAUAUCGCAAAAGUCGGGCCUUGGAUUUUGACGUUGAACGCAUUCGUGGCGCUUUUAUUGAACAUCUUCAGCAUUCUCUUAAUUGGAAAGAUGUCUGCUCUGAUAUAUGUGCUUUUAAGCGUUCUCAAGAACAUCCUUCUCGUAACAUGCGCCGUGGCGAUUUGGAACACACCAAUAACCCCCACCCAGCUAGUCGGGUACAGUCUGGCACUUACUGGGUUAGGUCUCUAUCAACUAGGGUGGGAACUAAAAUGUGAGGGUACGUGCUAUACGUUGGGGAAUGUCACCCAAAGGAUAACAGAUCACUUGCGUGGGAGGGGCAGGAAACCACGAUUACUCGUAGCAGCCGUGAUCAUAGCAGCGCUACUAGCCUUCGCGUUUCUGGGGAGAGGGCGAAGGAACUGGAGGGAUCAGCCCGGUACUAGGGCCACACAGGAAGUCGGCGACCAAUCCAACAGCUGGCUCGCAUGGACUUACUUCAAAGAUGUUAUAUUGCGAACUAGUAACGACUGAUAUUAGGAACUAACAGCGUGGGUCUUAGAACUAGGUUAGGUUUUUAUACAGCGUUCUUAGCGAAAUCAUAUUAACGAUAUACCCG